Messenger RNA from Arabis nemorensis, 831 nucleotides. The record is from the annotation of a GenBank genome assembly. NCBI's taxonomy places the organism in Eukaryota, Viridiplantae, Streptophyta, Magnoliopsida, Brassicales, Brassicaceae.
AUGGUGAUGGAGUCAUCAAAAUGGUGGUGGAUUGGAAAUCACAACACGACAAAUUUCUCUCCAUGGCUUCACUCUACUCUCUCUGAGUUGGAUGAAAAGACUAAGGAAAUGCUGAGAGUGAUUGAUGAGGAUGCGGAUUCUUUUGCCGCACGAGCUGAGAUGUAUUACAAGAAAAGGCCUGAGCUUGUAGCUAUGGUGGAAGAAUUCUACCGUUCUCAUCGCUCUUUAGCCGAGAGGUACGACUUGUUGAGACCAUCUUCUCUGCACAAACAUGGCUCAGAGAGCCACGAGAAAUCAUCGACUUGCGAUGCAUCUUCGUGGUCCGAGGCAUGUGAGCUUCAUGACGACUACGCAGAAUCUGAAAUAGAUGAUGGUGAAAGAAAAUGGGUCGAUGAAGGUGAAAUCGAUGGCAUUGUCGAGGAAACAGAAUCAUUCCAAGUCGAUUACGGUGAAGAAAAUGGAAAUUUUGAGAUGGUGAAGGAAGAGAUAGAGAGGCUGAGAGAGGAGAAUAAGGUUUACAGUGAAAUGGUUAAAGAGAAAGAUGAAGAGAAGAGAGAAGCUAUAAGGCAAAUGAGUUUAGCAAUACAAAUGCUUAAAGAAGAGAACUCAGAGCUCAAGAAGCGUGUUUCUACCGUCGCUGCGAGGCGUAAUAAGGAAGGUGAUGAUGAUGAUGAUUCUCAGAGGAAGAAACUGAUGUGGAAGCCAUUUGAGUUUAAGAAGAUUAAGCUUGAAGGGUUUUGGGGGAAAGUAAUGGGAAAUUGGGUCCUCCCAAACACAGAUUCUACUUCCAGAGAGCUCAUUACUCUUGAAAAAACAGAGAGGUCUGUGUAA